CCCUCAACCACAUAUAAAUACCAAUCAAAUCCUCACGGUUCAGGCAACGAGAAGAACAAAGCGGCUCACUCACUAACACAAUCAACAAACAAAACACUUUCAAAUUCCAGUUUCCUUUUCUUCUUCAAUCCUCUUUAGCUAAAAUGUCGAUCAUUCCAAGCUUCUUCGGCGGCCGACGAAGCAGCAGCGUCUUCGACCCCUUCUCACUCGACGUCUGGGACCCCUUCAAGGACUUCUCCGUUCACUUUCCCUCCGAACUUUCUCGGGAAAAUUCGGCCUUCGUCAACGCCCGGAUCGAUUGGAAGGAGACCCCGGAGGCGCACGUGUUUCAGGCCGAUCUUCCGGGGCUGAAGAAGGAGGAGGUGAAAGUCGAGGUGGAGGACGAUCGCGUGCUUCAGAUCAGCGGAGAGAGGAAGGUCGAGAAGGAAGACAAGAACGACACGUGGCAUCGUGUGGAGCGGAGCAGCGGAAGAUUCCAGAGGAGGUUUAGGCUACCGGAGAAUGUGAAGAUGGAUCAGAUCAAAGCGUCCAUGGAUAAUGGAGUUCUCACUGUCACUGUUCCCAAGGAAGAGGUCAAAAAGCCUGAUGUUAAAGCCAUUGAAAUCUCUGGCUGAACCAACUUAUAUCAAGUUAUGGCACUUGUUUAGUUUACUUUGCGCUGUGUCACUGGUUGUGUAGUUCAAGGUCGUGUGAGAACUGAUUGUAAGCGUGUGUUUUGUGAUAUAUGUGCUCCAUCAUAUAUGCAUGUUGCAAUGUGAAGUUUUGAGUUGUAAGUUGAAUAUAUGAUGAAUAAAAGGUGUUAAUUAGAUCUGCAGUGUUGAACUAGUAGUUUUCCAAUC
Messenger RNA from Morus notabilis, 839 nucleotides. RefSeq names its product 17.5 kDa class I heat shock protein. Lineage: Eukaryota; Viridiplantae; Streptophyta; Magnoliopsida; Rosales; Moraceae. The record is from RefSeq and is a predicted model, not a curated record. The transcript has a single exon. Gene Ontology annotation, biological process: response to hydrogen peroxide; response to heat; response to salt stress. Bases 144 to 614 code for a protein of 156 amino acids.